Molecule: messenger RNA, 4798 nt
Organism: Branchiostoma belcheri (Belcher's lancelet)
Lineage: Eukaryota; Metazoa; Chordata; Leptocardii; Amphioxiformes; Branchiostomatidae
Product: sterile alpha and TIR motif-containing protein 1-like
Exons: 10
Coding region: 133-2331 (732 amino acids)
Biological process (GO): negative regulation of MyD88-independent toll-like receptor signaling pathway; signal transduction; response to axon injury
Cellular component (GO): dendrite
Molecular function (GO): protein binding; NAD+ nucleosidase activity; signaling adaptor activity
Source: RefSeq, a predicted model, not a curated record
GUGAAAGUGACGCGUCGGCGCGUGCGCAGAGCACUCACCCAUCAUGGCGGCUUAUUUGAUGAUGACUUCCGGGUCGGCUGCCUUUCCGCUGCUCAUUUAGUGAAGAAUAAACCGGGUCUCGGAUGACUUGUUAUGUUGAACUUGUUGGGGAACCUGAGCAGCAGAUUAGUUAAGAAGAAGGAGAAUCACAUGGGCAAUGCUUCCACCAUGGCUGCAGAAGGCAUCCAGCUAGCCGAGGACGGGGUUCAAACCUGGGACAAACUCACCAUGCUGUCUGGUAAGGUUCAAACCCUGGACUCUGAAGUCGACCAGAACACUGCAGUCCUGAUGGGACACAUCGAGAAGCUAAAGUCCUCCGACGAAGCCGUACAAAAGCAGGCGCUGAAGGACAUAUACGCUCUCGUCGAGAAAGCAUGGCGUACCCCGGGGUACGGUCGGGACCUCGCGUAUAGCCUCUGCGACACAAUUCGUCUGUAUGGGGUGUUGGAUUACCUUCUUGAACAUUGCAUGUCUUCCUCCACAAACAAGGAAUUGGCCUAUGAAUGCGCACAUCUCUUAGAACAGAUCCUGACGCCCAACAACCGAGACCGCGUGGUGAAGUCAGGGUUCGAGGCUGUGGUUAAGUUAGCGUGCAGUCAAGAUGACACUGAUCUCGUGCGAAUUGGAACAGGCCUUCUGGAGAACAUGUUUAAGCACUCCGCAGACACCUGUACCAAAGUGAUACAACUGGGCGGGCUAAACGCGAUCAUUCGCAACUGUCGCGAGAACGACAAGUGGACGCUGCGACACUGUGCAGCGGCACUCGCCAACUGCGCGAUGUACGGUGGCGUGACCAAUCACGUGGCAAUGGUGGACCACAAGGCUCCAGAGUGGUUAUUUCCGCUUGCGUUUUCUGACGAUGAGUUUGUACGAUAUUACGCGUGCUUGAGUAUAUGUGUCCUAGCAGCGAACAGAGAAGUAGAGAGGGCCGUCACCGACUCAGACACGUUAAGUCUAGUUGAACCGUUCGUGACAUCACACGACCCGGAGGAGUUUGCUCGCAGCGACUGGACACACGCCCAAGGGCGGUCGGACGACUGGCUGGAGCGACUCAUCCCACUCUUACAGAGCAGCCAGGAAGAGGCGCAAUGUCUCGCCACAUUCCACUUCGCUAUGGAAGCAGGGAUCAAGAAAGCCCAAGAAAGAAUUAAGGUGUUCUAUGAGAUAGGUGCGGUGCGCCCCCUGAUCCGAGUGGCCAGCUCCUCCAGUAACCCCACGGCUAUCAGGUUCGCUGUCCAGGCUCUGACCAUCAUAGGAGAGGAGAUCCCAUCCAAACUCAACCUCUCUGUACCUACCUGGUCUACAGACGACGUCCUGACUUGGCUCAAACAGAUUGGCUUUGGUGGAUUCAGGGAUGCCUUCAAGGACAGUCAGGUUGAUGGAGACUUACUGCUGCUGCUGACAGAUGAUCAACUCCGUGACGAUAUCAGGAUGUCCAACAGUCUUAUCAGGAAAAGGUUUCUAAGAGAACUGGUGGAGCUGAAGACAAAUGCAGACUACUCAAGUUGUGACUCGACCAAACUGCGACGCUGGCUGAGGAGGGUGGGGCCAGAAUACAUGCAGUACACCUACCACAUGGUGCAUUGUGGGAUUGAUCGAACCACCCUGGAGUGGCUGACUGAAGACCACCUCCUGGAGGAUUGUGGGAUAGCAAACGGUGUUCAUCGCAUGAAAAUUCAAAAUGCCAUAAAAGCUGGAUCUCGUUUGUUCCCCCUGUCCUCUGAGACAUCCAGCCCAUCCAAGGAGAGUAUUGCCCCCAAACUGGACGUUUUCAUCAGUUACAGAAGAGCUACUGGUUCACAGUUAGCAAGCUUGUUGAAGGUCCACCUUCAGCUUAGAGGGUUCAAUGUCUUCAUUGAUGUUGAGAAGCUGGAGGCAGGAAAAUUUGACAACAAACUUCUGGAAAACGUCAAGAAGGCCAAAAACUUCAUCUUGGUCCUGACGCCUAAUGCACUGGAUAGAUGCCUUACAGACACAGAGGGAAAGGACUGGGUGAGAAAGGAGAUUGUUGCAGCCAUUGAAAGCAGCUGCAAUAUCGUUCCUGUCAUGUCUUCCUUCUACUGGCCCAAACCAGAAGAUCUCCCAGAGGACAUGAGGGCAGUGUGCUACUUCAAUGGCAUCAAGUGGAUCCAUGAUUACCAAGACGCCUGCAUCGAUAAGCUGGAGAGGUUCCUUCGCGGAGAAGACAUGUCAAAGAGGGGGCGGCUCAGCAAGAUGAGCAGCAAAGACGAGGAAGUAUUUGAUACGCCUCGCUACCGACUUCACAGGAUGGGCAGCAGUGAUAGCAUAUGAGGUGGAUGUCAAUAGUUGGAUGAAUGAUGAGGGAUCAUGUAACAUCAUCUGUCAACUUGAAGGCAUGACUGUACGCUGUGCUAGCACUGCUGUUCUGUGCUAACUUUUAACAGAAAUGAUGGGAUGGUAACUUCGCUCAAAAAUGGGUUUAGAACUUGCUGUAAAAGCCCAUUACUGUGUAGCUACAGAUGAUAGUUACUGCAUAGCAUUUUUGUGAUCUUUCAUUUCUUCUUUAGGCCAUAGCAAUUUAAUUUGUUGCUUUAACUUGAAGGAAAAAUAACAUGACAACAGAAGCUGUAAAAGGGUUAGGUUUAUGUUUUGGUGCAUGGUUUCAGUUUUACGCAGUGAGCACAAUCAGUCAGAUUCAAAUUUUUCUCCUGGCCCUGACAGCUUGUUUUCUAAUUAAAUUUUUACCUCAGAAUGUCUGAAAUCCAAGGAAAUAUAUUUGGUGUAUAUAAUAUACAGAAAUUGAACUAAAAGCCACAAACAGAAAUACAGGGUGUGUUAUAUUAACUGGAUGAAUUGGAUGAAACUUACACCAACUCAAUAUGAAACAAGAUUGAACUGUAAUUGCCAACACAAUUCUGUUCACUUGGCAAUCACAGUUCAAUCUUGUUUCAUAAUGACUUCUACCAACACAGAUGAACUUUCCAGAUUACACCAACUCAAGUUGACUGCAUGCAUGCAUUUUGCACUUGAAAGAAGCCGAGGAUUUAACAGUGACAGUAAUUAUCCUAAAAGAGAUUAGAUACAGUAAUUCCACUGGAAAUCAGCAUUUCCGCAGUGGAGAUUAAUUGCCGUGUUCAUGUCUGUAGGUAUUAGUUUUAAAUCCCCCGUGAGUUUUCACCUUGCUCAGUUUACUUCACAUGAACAGCAAAAUCAUGCACUUAUGAAAGGACAUAACUUGUCUUUGUGAGCAAGUGACAAAUAAAUAACUUGUUGACAAAGCAGUGAAUGCACAAAGAGUUGCACGCAAAAAGCACAUCAUUCACAGAUAUUUUAUUAACCACAAAUAGUCAAUCUGUUACACCAAGGGGAACAUGGUACCCAACAAAUUACAUUUACUGUUAUCUAUGCACGUAUCUUUACCUGCUGACAUAUUUUAUCAAAUCAAUUUUUUACAUUAUUGUUUUCUCCUGUCUGAUAAAUCUAGAUUAAGUUUUUUUUACAUAUGAAAUGUUUCUGAUUUAUAGUAUAUGACAUUGUAUUAAGUCGUCAGUUUUGUAAAUCUCACUCUAUCUGACAUGGUGUGCUUUAAUUUGUAAUUCAGUAAUGUAAUACCAAAAGCAAUUUGUUUGACAAUUAAUUUAGCACUUUUCAAUUUGGCACAUUGCCUGUCAAUGUAUAUGUCAUUUCACAAACUGAACUUACAAAAAGUUACACGUACGAUCAUGGCACUAAAGUAGAGUUAGAGACACUACAAGUUAUGAGAAAAACUACAACUAAUAGUAUGUGAAACAAUGAAUUAAGCCUUACAAAACAGCAUCAACAGUGUACAAUAAAUAGUCUGCCUGCCAAAUUGGCUGGUUGUCAAAAAUACAUGUACUCCAACUGGGGACAAAACUCAAUUUACAUGUACAUGACAUUGUACAUACCAUGAUUACAAUAUAGAAUACCAACAGCUUUACAACACAAGAGAUAACAAAACACUCAAAUUAUAUAAUGUUAUAUAUAUUAGCUGGUGUGUUACACCAAAAGUCAGUUAUACCACCGAUACAGAAUCAUACAGAAAGAUAUUAAAUUAGAAAUGUCAAUGUCUCUUAGUGUCAAAAUAUUAGUUGUGAAGAUAUCAUGUACAUGUGAUUGUUUGUCCAUGGCCCUGGACUGUGCCACAUAUGGAGAAGGGGGGGGGGCAAGGUGUCAGAUCCUGGCCUAGGCACAUACUAUUAGGCAGGUAGGCAGGUCUAGGUUAGGCAGCACAGCAUAAGAUUCUCUAUGCAAGUAUACAAUGUACCUGUUGUGUUCCAAACGUUAGGUAAUUACAGCAAAUCUGAUAUUAAAAUGAUUCAUUAACAGUGUUAUUUAGUUGUUUCCGGCUAUAGAUAUAUAAUAUAUAGUUUCAGCAAAUUCCAGACCAAAAUCAUGUAUAACAUUGUGUGUGUGUUUGUUUAUGUGGUACAAUGUAUGUAUGUGUGUGCGUGCAUGUGUUGGCCAGUAUCUGGCCCCUUAUCAUCAUGAGUUUACCAUGUGGAAACUCAGAGAUUUUAACGUUUUAUUGAUGUUGCAAUGGCCAAUAACAAGCAUGAUAUUUUAGACUAAGUUUGUGCCUUAGUUUGGUAGAAUGUUUAGUAGAAUUCCUACUGCUGCAUUGUACAUUCAUGAUACAUGUAAUGAUCAUGUGUAUCAAAACGUUGCACAGAAAAAGUGCAUGCAAGAGGCAGUGUAAUUCCAUGUAACUAGGUUAACUGGAAUCUUAGCAUAUGGAUUAAAAAAACCAUCAAUAUAAUGUGACAGCUGUCACAAUUCA